AUGGUUCAGACACGCAGGAGCUCUAGAAAGGUCACAAAGGAUAAGGGUGAACAAGAGAAUACAGCCCAUGACAAAGAAGCUCAUGAGCAGGAUAGGAAUGGGUCAUCUGCAGCGUCUGCGCAUCCCAGCACUCCUGAUGCUGGGGUUUCUGCCACUGGCAAUGACUCUACCGCAGCUAUGUCGAAGCAAGGAGCUCUUAAGAGCCCUCAGAAGAAGAUCAAGUGGAGAGGUGCGCCGAACGAUGAUGACUUGACUGCAUACCAUCCGGAGCAAGUUGACUGGAGCAUCGACAAUCUGCCAGAGAUCAUUUAUGUCUUGAGGCCCACGGCUAAGCACGCCAAGUCAAGGGCCGAAGUCACCAAGACGACAUAUGAGAUUUUCGGGCAGGUCGUGAACGACUUCCCAGUGCUACCCCGUCAGAUCUCUUCAAGAGUGGAAGGAUGGAGAUGCGAGGCCUGGUCUCGCAUGGAUCGUCGCAUCACGCCGGAAGAUAUCGUGGCGCGCGUCAAUCCUAAAUAUCAAGUGACUGCCUCUGAUAUCGAGAUGCGCCGAUACCGUUUCAGGCAGGGAUUCAAACUGGGUGCUUGGGGUUCUGGAUCAUCCAUCGCUGCUGCCGCACGUAUUCUCCAGAAACACGGAAUUGAUCCUAAGCUGAAUAGCACGAGGGGAUCAACUCCCGGCCUUAUCAGACCUGAGCUCGGAGAAGCGGGUGGACGUAUCCCGUUAGCCAAUCCUUUCCCCAACUAUGAUACAGUGAACCCCCGUCGUUCCAGACAGCGUUUCCCUCUGGGCUAUCUUCCUACCCCUAGCCCGGCGCCAAAUGAACCAAUUGCACCGCCUAUCAAGCCGAAAGAAGAGGACGAAACUGCUCAUAGUACGAAGGCAGAGAGCGAAAAGGAUGUGGUCUUCGAUUCGAAGAGCAGCGAAUCUACUCCGCCCUCCUUGACCAAAGAAAGCCUGUCCCCUGUCCAGGAGAUCUAUAACAACUUCCCAUCGUAUCCGGAUCCUGAGGAGUAUGAGCUUGCCCAUCAUCGUGGGCCUCCUGCACGUGCCUUCCAGAAAGAGACAGAGGAAAAGCACAUGACCAUGACCUUGGAGGAAUACUUGCAGCACAACAAUCUCACCUACGAACAAUACCUGGAACGGGAGAAUGAGCCUCGUGCUCGGAAGAGGCGUAGUCCGAUGCUGUCAAAUGGUGACGUUUGCAUGUCCCUUAGUAAACGUCUCCGCCACUCUAUUGAGGGGCCCCUGAAGAGCUCUGACUCCGAAAUGGACGAGACUGCGAGUGAGAUCCUUGGUAAAUUCAAAAGCGAUCCUUGAAUAGGAAAUGAAUAAUGGACGGUGGCUGGGUGAGCAAAGAUGUUGAACAAAGAAACAGGGUGUGGGUCGAGAUCUGAAUGGAGAGUGGCAAUGGCAGGUCAAUAACAAUAGGAUUUUAAUGUAGCAUGUUGCGAGUUUCUAGGUAGUCAAAAUUAACGCCGCUCACCACUUGAACGCAGGCCAUCUUUUCAUCCGUAGAGCAGGGUAUAUAGAAGAUAAAGUCUGUAUAUGCUCCAGAAUAUCGUCAAAAAUACUUCUAGAUUGUUCUUCGUAUAGUAUAUACCUAUAACCAAUUGUUAUGUACUUACCUAAGUCGUCGAGUCGAGGUUUUUGUAUCGU
Messenger RNA from Paecilomyces variotii, 1659 nucleotides. RefSeq lists its product as hypothetical. The coding region runs from base 1 to 1320 and encodes 439 amino acids. NCBI's taxonomy places the organism in Eukaryota, Fungi, Ascomycota, Eurotiomycetes, Eurotiales, Thermoascaceae. The transcript has 2 exons. The record is from RefSeq and is a predicted model, not a curated record.